GUGUGGGGUGUGCUCCUGCUGUCCCCGGAGAACGAUGAGGGUAUCAGCAUCAGCAGUAACCUUGGCUUGUGCAGGGUGCCUAUCGGGCACCGCCGCCUUCCAAGCAUCGCUGUUCCAAGGCGCUCCUCUGCAAAGAGCAAGAGCAGCGGCAGCGGUGCGAGAUGGCGCGAGCACCGCCACCACCACAGCGGACGCGUCAGCGCGGACACAACGCACGGCGUGCCGAGGGAGCAAUGGCGGCGGCGGAAGCAGCGUGGGCACCCGAACAACAGUCGUGAUGGACGGUGGCGGCAGUGUGUCUAGGCUGGACUUCUUCAAGCAAGCGGGGUUGAGCCUGGCCGCCGUAGCAAUGGGAGGGGCGACAGGUGCGGCCCCCGCCAAAGCGCAGGCGGGAUCGGCUGUUGAGGUGAUGCGCUUGAGGUUCGGCGACAAGCUCCGACGAGCGGCUAAGAUGCUGGACGAGCUGCAAGACGACAUCUCGAACAGCGACUGGGACCUGGUAACGACCUACCCGAACGCGUUCCGCACGCUGGUGCCCGUGUUCACGAAGUACACGGAUGCCGCCUUCCCGACGGACGAUCCCGUCGACACCACAUCGAGGGUCGCGCUCAGGUACGAAGUCGGUCGAUUCUACGGUGCGGUUGAGCGCCUGAAGCGAGCGGCGGAGCAGCAGAACAGCAGAGAGGCGCAGUCAGCGUUUGCGGCCAUGUCUGUGGCCUACGACAGGUAUCUCAAGGCCGGUAACCUGUACGAUGGGUACGAUUCGGUUACGUCCACGGAGGGCUUCUACGCGGAUGUGUCGAACAGCAGCCUCAAGUAUGUGCCUCCUAGCAAGGACCCUCCCAAGAUCAAGGACAAUGUGCUCUUGGUGGCGGGCCCGGACAAGGGAAAGACUGGGUUCAUGAUCGGGGUGGAAGGCGGGAGCUUGUCGGCGACGAAAGCGAUCGUCAAGCUGGAGACGAGCUCUGCGCUCGGCAUGCGCGAGAUCAAGGUCGUGCCGCUUGAUUACGUGGCCAAGACUGUGGACCAGCAGGGCAUGUUCAACAGCAAGACCACGAAGAAGAUGCGUCCGUCUUCGUAGUAUGCCUCCGUACCACCUUCGGGCGCCUUCCGGUCUUUGAUGGCGGGGGGAGGAUUGGGCUUCGACAGCUGGGAGCCCGGCACAUAUAGUACCUUCACAGGUAGUGCCAGCCGUGUGUCGCCUAGAAUCGGCAUGAUGAGUUGAUUGGAUGCCUACAGCAGCAGCAGCCGGGUGGCGUUGGCCGUCUAUUUGCUCGCGAUUUUGAGAGGGAUCAUGUCGUCCCACUGCCGAUCCGUAGGCCUACGUCCUGCUGUGAUGAUGUGAGCCAACGACAACGACGACACACCAUCAUACUAUACAUGGUCGAUGAUAGAUUUCGGGCGGAUUGUGACGGGCGCGAGAUUAGUGAAUAUGGGAACCGCGCAAGCAGGCAGGCACGGUCUAAUAGACUAGUUGAAGCAGUUCCCUCGGCUCCAAUGUUCAGGAUGGGACGAAGGUUGCUUGCCUCACGGAGACUUACUUUGGACGCCGAACAUCCUGUUCUCAAGAUUUUAUUACCGGACCAUUAAGAGUCACACGAGAGGCGGCGUCCCGAUUCUUACGGCACGGGGAAGGCGAAAAACGGAAGGAGGCGUGCACUUGCUUGCCUUGCUGUGUUGAGUUUU
Messenger RNA from Ectocarpus siliculosus, 1686 nucleotides. The record is from the annotation of a GenBank genome assembly. Lineage: Eukaryota; Phaeophyceae; Ectocarpales; Ectocarpaceae.